This is a messenger RNA of Anopheles gambiae (African malaria mosquito), 1344 nucleotides long. RefSeq lists its product as uncharacterized. The transcript is spliced from 2 exons. The annotation marks the transcript as partial. The record is from RefSeq and is a predicted model, not a curated record. NCBI's taxonomy places the organism in Eukaryota, Metazoa, Arthropoda, Insecta, Diptera, Culicidae.
AUUUUCUAUUACAGAAUCGCGUUUUUCACACUAUAUGGUGUUCUACAAGCUAGCAUAAACAUUUUCGACUUAACAAACAACCCAUUGGCUAUUGUUCCGUUAGGACAAGCAAAAAUUAGGAUCGGAUACUUGAGGACGAUUCAUCCAAUUGAUCUUACCGAGCUAGAAGAGAUAAUUUCUCGAGUUUUAGAAAAUAGCACAAACAGUACAGGAAAAUCCCCAUUGCAAAGUUUAAUUAAUUUGAAGCUCGAAAAACUUAACGCCACAAUUUCUAAGAUUAGGCCACGUAGACUUCGAACGAAAAGAUGGAACAGUAUAGGUACCGCCUGGAAGUGGAUAGCUGGCAGUCCCGACGCAGAAGAUCUAACGAUAAUCAACACCACCCUGAAUUCGCUCAUCCUACAAAACAACGAGCAGCUAUUAAUCAAUAAUGGUCUCAGCAGAAGAUUCCAAGAAACAACCAAUAUUGCUAAUCAUGUUAUCGACCUUCAGAAUAGGAUCCAAAGGGAACAUCAAACUGAGAUACAACAGAUCAUUAAGAUAGCAAACCUAGACGCAUUACAAGCCCAUAUAAAAACACUCCAAGAAGCCAUACUAGCCGCUAAGCAUGGGAUACCGAAUAGCGAGCUACUAUCAAUAGAAGACUUAAACACCGUUGCAGAAUUUCUGGCACAAAAUGGCAUUUACUAUACAUCAGUUGAAGAAAUGUUAACACAAGCCACAGCACAAGUUACCAUGAAUUCAACACACGUGAUAUUUAUGCUAAAGUUUCCACGUCUAUCCUAUGAAACUUACGAGUACAACUAUAUCGACUCUAUCAUACAAAAUGAUAAGAGAAUCUUAAUCAAGCAUAACUACAUAAUCCGGAAUCUAACCCAUAUGUUCGAAUUACCGCAGCCCUGUAUCGAUCAGAGCAGCCACCAGCUUUGCGAAAGUAAAGAUCUGGAAGAGCCUUCACGCUGCAUACGACAACUCGUACAAGGGGAGCAUACAGAAUGUAUGUACGAAAAGGUGUAUUCAACGGGAUUAGUUAAACACAUUAACAAUGCGAAUAUUCUAUUGAAUGAUGCCACUGCCGAAAUUUCAUCAAACUGCAGCAAUAUAAACCACAUUCUUAAUGGAUCAUAUCUCAUACAAUUUCACAACUGCAAUAUCUUUAUUAACGGAGAACUCUUUCCCAGCACCGAAGUUUCGAUAACCGGUAAACCAUAUAUAUCAACCCUUGGCCUCAUCGCUAAAGAAGACGGCAUCAGAGACGAACCUUCAAUUGAACAUCUUCGAAACAUAACAUUGCAGCACAGAGAGAAACUACAUACCAUCAACUUUGAGGGCAAAGUCAUCUAA